This is a messenger RNA of Lobosporangium transversale, 1069 nucleotides long. RefSeq names its product chitin synthase III catalytic subunit. Gene Ontology annotation, biological process: protein folding. The coding region runs from base 149 to 1069 and encodes 306 amino acids. Gene Ontology annotation, cellular component: endoplasmic reticulum membrane. The record is from RefSeq and is a predicted model, not a curated record. Lineage: Eukaryota; Fungi; Mortierellomycota; Mortierellomycetes; Mortierellales; Mortierellaceae. The transcript is spliced from 5 exons.
CACAAAGACAAUAAUCAUCCCCUGUUGCUUGUACAUCCAGAAUAAAUCAUAGAAAAACAGUUUAGAAGAGUUCUUUCUUGCUUUUGUCCAUUGUCCUCUCCAUUGCACCUUUUUAUUUUGUUUUUUAUUUUUUACAACAAAAAGAUAAAUGGUACCAUGGUUCGGCGAUAUUUACAGCCUUUGCUUUAUGGCCUGCGUCCCUUUACCGACUUGCAAUCUAUUGAAAAACGCAACUUUACAAGCACGACCACAACCACAAUCAUACUCGUCUACGAUACAAGUACAUGAACAGGAACAGUUUCAUCAAUGUUUUUUGUAUGGUAGUAAUAACAAUGACUCGUCCAUUCAAGAUCCAGGCACCAUGACUGUAAGCUUGUUGGGGUUCUUUUUCAUCGCAUUCCUAUUGUCUAAUUCACAUCGCAAAUCCUCUGCUGUUGGACGGAUAGAAAUGAGUAUAUUGUUCAUGAUAUAUUCAUGUAUUCUAUUCCUUCAGAUCUUCACGAUCGGUGGCGUUGGCUCUAGUAGUAAAAAGUUUAUCAUAUGGGCUACGGCACUCCAUCUUGGAGCAACGGUUAGUUUUUUCUGGACGCUCAUUGUGAAUGCAUUUAUCCUUUAUCAGUUUGUCGACGAUGGAACGAAGCUUACCACUCGUUUCAUUACAGGAACUAAUCUUGUAUGGAUAGCAGGGACGACAUUCAUGUCGUUGGAUUUGACUAUGGAUAUCACUGGGAAGCAUUAUGGACAAAGCCCAGGACUCUUUUUCCUGACAUUGAUAUUCCCAGCGAUCGCAGUGUUGCUGUACAUGAUACUUGUCACUAUUCUAGUGUUUCGGGUUUUAGAGGUGUACAAGUCACUCUUCUACAUAGCCAUAGCGUCAAUAAUGUUUGCAGCUGGCCAGGUGGUUCGAUUUGGAGUAAGCCGUUCUCUUGUGGCCUCAACUUACGGUCGAGUCAACGGCUCCAUGUUCGGCACUCUAUUGGAUCUGAUCUCAAUUGCAUUACUAUAUCAGUUCUGGAAUAGUAUUACAGAAGGUAAAAGACAUCUAUCUCUUUUUAAUGUUGUAUCAUAG